Messenger RNA from Neltuma alba, 2160 nucleotides. RefSeq lists its product as uncharacterized. Gene Ontology annotation, cellular component: membrane. The transcript is spliced from 6 exons. Bases 1 to 2160 code for a protein of 719 amino acids. The record is from RefSeq and is a predicted model, not a curated record. NCBI's taxonomy places the organism in Eukaryota, Viridiplantae, Streptophyta, Magnoliopsida, Fabales, Fabaceae. Gene Ontology annotation, molecular function: protein binding.
AUGGGAGAGAAGAGUGGUGAGAUUGAGAUAGAGGGAGGGAGUACGUUCAGCGAGGCAAUGAGAAGAGCUCAAAAUGCUUACUGGGCCCAAGAUUGGAAAGCCUUCAGGCAAAUCUUUGAGAAAAACAAGAAAGAACUGCUCAAUAAUUUCGACUUGUUUGAGGACUCCGCCCUCACCAUCGCAACUCACAGCGAUGAUCCUAAGCUCUUGCAGGAUUUGCUGGAGAUGCUAUCUGAACAAGACAGGUGGCUCGCCUUGACCAAGCCUAACUGUCGAGGCAACACUAUUCUUCACAACAUCGCCUUACGGAAGAGACUGUCCGUACGGAUGGUAGAGCUUAUAUUCAAGUAUGAAAACCAGGCGGCGGCGACACUGCCGAAGGAGGAGGAGAAAAAGAGGGGGCCGAGAUUACUGGAGAGGAAAAACGAAAGAGGUGAAACACCACUGUUCAGGGCUGCUGCGUUCGGCAACCUCAAGAUGCUUCAGCAUGUGUUCGCCAGCCAUUUUGUAGAAGCAGCUCAGUCUGAGGUUGACGCUCUCAAAAUUCAUCAAUACAGCAAAACCGAGACCAUUCUUCUUGCUGGCACUAAUAGCCAACAUUUUGGUCUGUACUUCAAUUCAGAGAUCACAUUGCUUAUUACACUGUAUGUAGCUCUUUGGAUAAUUAGCAAAAUGAACGGGAGAAGCCUAGUUAUGGAGCUUAAUGAAAGGAAGUUCACUUGUCUUGAGCUUCUUGCUAGCUUGCCCCAAGCUUUUCGGAGCAACUACCCUAUGGAAUCAUCCCCCACCAAACUCGUCUACCAUUUGCUUCCCGAUGAAAGAUACCAAUUAAUUGAAGCUACCAAUAGCUCCGAGUCAUGUGGGCAUCACACAGACAUAGAAACUGGCCCACAUGAGAGUGCCAAGCCGCCAAUUUCAGCAAGAUAUCUUUCAAGAAUCAACUACGCUGUUUGGAGUAAUCUAGCUGAAGUAUUCAGGGGGAUUGAAUCUCUCUGGAAAGAUAAGAGGAAGCAUCAGUUAGCGAAGAGUUUGGCGAAGUUUCUGGUGAAGCAUGACUUCUCGUGGCAGAUCUCGUCUAGUAGUCGUCCAACUGAUGAUUUACAGGUCCAACUGCCACCUGUUCUUUACAACGUCGAAAAAAGGAAACAACAACUGGAAAGGAAGGAACAGAAAGAAGAUGAUCAAAACAAACCUCAACAUUAUAGAACACCAUUGUUCGUAGCAGCCAGCACUGGGAUUGAAGAGAUCGUAGACUUGUUCCUUAAAGAGCAUCCAAUGUCUAUAAAUUACAUGGGUAAAGAAGGCCAUAAUAUACUACAAAUAGCCGUUAGGCACCGUCAAUUGAAAAUCUUCAAACUGCUCAGGAAAAAUCCAUUAUUUUCUUCCCUUGGCUAUCGAAUAUCUGUUGCAAAUUGCACCGCGUUGCACGAAGUUGCCCGAAUGGACUAUUACAGAGGAUCAUCCCAACCUGGUGCAGCAUUCAAACUACAAGAUGAACUCAAGUGGUACAGACGAGUGGAAAAGGUUGUUCCCAAUCAUCUACAUUUGCAUUGUGACAAUCAGGCACUAACAGCGAAAGAUGUUCUGGAGAUGGAGCACCAUGACAUGCUUGAAAAGGCCCGGGAAUGGAUAAAGCAAACCGCCAAGUCUUGCUCCACCGUGGCCAUUCUUGUGGCCACGGUGGUCUUUGCGGCGGCCUACGCAAUUCCGGGAGGGAAUGAGGCUGGCACGCCGGUGCUUCUCAGUUCACCGGUUUUCAUCUUCUUCACCGUCAUGGACGUUGUGGCACUUGCCUUCGCUUUGGCUUCUGUGGUCAUGUUUCUUUCCAUCAUCACGUCACCAUUUGAGCUCUGGAAUUUCCACAAGUCUCUCCCUCGUAAACUGAAUCUAGGGUUUACUUUCCUGUUCUUGGCUCUGACCUCCACAAUGCUUGCUUUUUCUGCAACUAUUUUGCUCACAAUUAGGUUGCCGUGGAAGAAAUGGCCUUCGACUUUGGUGUAUAGUGCCGCGUUCUUUCCUGUCACCAUAUUUGGAUUGAUUGAAUUCCCACUUUAUAGGAAGAUUCCAAUCUUGAUCCACAAGGUGUGCAAGAAGGCGAUGAAGGCGAUUAAUGCGACUGGUCGAGUGGUCAAAAGAUUUAAGAAGCCAAAAAAUCAAUAA